AUGUCCAAAUGCACGGCAUCUGAGUCUCAUGAUGACGAACCUACCUCGAAACGCGUCAGGAAUCAUGAAGGGACGAGAGCACCAUCACCGCUGGCAGAUCACGGCGCAUGGCGCGUUCUGGAACAGUACCUCACUACUGAGAUGACCUACCCUCAGAUGGAGGCAGCCUUUUCCUCGUACUUGGGCAAUCAAUACAACGCGGAUGAUUGGAAAGAAGCUCAUGAUGCUUUGUUCUCCGGCAACGGUGAUAACAGCCUCACCUUAGCAAAUCUUCUCGCCUUGAAGGCCAGGCAUAUACCCCAGGGCACCUCCAGUCCAUCGAAAAUCGUUACCCCGUGGAAAGAUUCUGCCCUAUCCAUGCCUGCCUCGAAGGCAGCCGGUCGCUUGAAAAGCGGACGCGUCCGAAGACCAAAAAAUCCCUUUAUCGACGACAAGGCAUCUGAUAAUGACGAGGAGGAGGAGGAGGAGGAGGAGGACAACUUGCAGGUGGAGGGUGACGAUGGCCCUUCUGUGCGGUCAUUGAAUGUUACACGCUUGCCAGGACCUUCGUCGCCCAAGGAUAGGUUAUCCGUAGCGAUCAAUCACAUCUUCGACAGGUACGAUGGGAACGCCCCAAGCACCUGUCUUAGAGCGGUCUCGUCCUCCAGCGUGGUCCCAAGCAGGAUGUACCUUCUCCAUGUUCACAGAUCUGCCACACAAUGUGUCGCUGAACAUCUCAGGAGCAAUGGAUUUGCAAUUACCGUAUCACCUUGGAUACCAAGCCAGCUCUAUGCUGUCUCAGAUAGCCCUAGAACGAUUGCGACAUCGCUCAAAUUACUCUCUUCCUCCAUGAAAGAUUAUAUUUACAUCUCGGAGGAAGAACAAGCAGCAGUCGAACGUUCAUGCUCUACACUUCCCAACCCCGGGUGGGUGAAGAUCACACAGGGAAAAUAUAAGGGCGACAUCAGCUAUGUCUUUGACCCCAAACAAUCAAAUGACUUCAUCACAGUAUUGAUUCCCCCACGCGACUUCCCCUAUGACAUGCCUAAGAGAUCUGUGGUGCUGCUCAACCGAGCUCACCUGCCGAGUGACAAGACAGUGCCUGACAUUCUUCAGGAUGAUAAAGUCGUAGGAUGGUCAUACAAAGGAGAGCGGUACUACAUGGGACUGUUGCUGAAGAACUUUCGCCGCGACAGCCUGGAGCCGGUCGCCUCCCCUCAUGCUAAUGACAUUCAACUACAUCUCCAGUCCGGGUGGGAUGUACCUUUCUUCAAGAAAACUCUCAAGGCCUUUUCACUGCAGUUCUUGCACGUAGGUGAUUCAGCCAGGCCUAUCACAGGAGAAGUCUGCUCAGAAAUCGGUACGGUCAUCUCGACAAACCAUGUGUCUGGCUCCGCAUGCUUAAAGUUCACCCUCGAUGGACAUGGACAAGAACUGGAAUUUCGACUCCAGGACAUUGAGCGUGUCUUUUGGGUUGGCGACACGGUUCGAGUCGUAGCGGGCGCUUACGCAGGUCUGGAAGGGCACAUCAUUAAGAAGUCUGGGGACUUGUUUCACAUGUGUCAAGAAACCACCAAUGAAGAGGUGGAAGUAUCGAAGUACUAUUUAGAUCGUUGUCCUUUAACCCACGUACUUCAAUCCCAGCCGCCAAUGCAGCCAGAUUUCGACCCUCUUCCCGAGUCCGAAUCUCUUCAAAUCGGGGAUGAGAUAGAAGUAUGUGCGGGAGAGUACAUGGGGAAAUGCGGGAUUGUGGUGUGGUUUCCUAUGGGGGGGACCACGCUGUGGUUCCGGGCUGGGGGCAAUAUCAAGGAUCAGUUGAUCAACGCCCCUGCAGCAUUUGUACAGCACAUUCAUCCCUUCAAGACUCUCCAAUUUACCAAGGAGAGGGGUUAUGAUGUUAAGCCCAGAGAUGUCGUGACUGUUGCCCAUGGGCCAGAGUUCCAGACAAAAGGGAUCGUGCAAACCGUGGACUUUCCAAAUGCGCGCCUGACCCAGAUAUCUGAGGGUAAUUACUCACUCAUAAGUACUAUUCUCCUCAAAUCCAAGACCCCUCCACCUGAUCCCGUAGUCCCAUCCAGUUCUAGUAUGGAUCCCAGCUCCAGCGAGUGGUCCAACUGGACCAGCCAUAACAAUCAUGAUUCGACGAAUAGCCUUUCUGCUGGUGUCAAGACAUAUGACCCCUGGGUUGCUAAUAAUGCAGAGGACAUCGAGGACACCAUUGCAGAUCUAAAGGAGAAGUCCCGAAACAGCAGUGAGUCUCUAACGUAG
Suillus subalutaceus is the source of this 2247-nucleotide messenger RNA. RefSeq lists its product as uncharacterized. Lineage: Eukaryota; Fungi; Basidiomycota; Agaricomycetes; Boletales; Suillaceae. The coding region runs from base 1 to 2247 and encodes 748 amino acids. The record is from RefSeq and is a predicted model, not a curated record. Gene Ontology annotation, molecular function: structural constituent of ribosome. The transcript has 6 exons. Gene Ontology annotation, biological process: translation. Gene Ontology annotation, cellular component: ribosome.